This is a messenger RNA of Hippopotamus amphibius kiboko, 1265 nucleotides long. RefSeq names its product POP4 homolog, ribonuclease P/MRP subunit (gene POP4). The coding region runs from base 234 to 896 and encodes 220 amino acids. The record is from RefSeq and is a predicted model, not a curated record. Gene Ontology annotation, biological process: rRNA processing; tRNA 5'-leader removal. Lineage: Eukaryota; Metazoa; Chordata; Mammalia; Artiodactyla; Hippopotamidae. The transcript is spliced from 7 exons. Gene Ontology annotation, cellular component: ribonuclease P complex; ribonuclease MRP complex. Gene Ontology annotation, molecular function: ribonuclease P RNA binding.
GUCACGGACGGCGCCAACCUCCAGCUUGGAGCCCGCGACUCUCGCUGCCUGUCGGGCCGUGUCAGUCUGGAAGCUUAGCUUACCGCGCGGCUUCGGGCACAAGGAACCUCUCCACCACGAACUUUGACGAGAGAGGCUCUGGUGUUCGAGGGCAGCUUAAGAACGUUGAGAGAGGUAAAGAGUGAGCGACGCCUGAGAGGACGUCAACAAAGCGCACCGGAAGCGGUCCGAAAAUGAACAGUGUGAUCUACCGUGCCUUUUCUCAAAAAGAGGCAAAAGAGUUCGAUGUUCAGCAUGCGGGCACCCAGCGGGCUGAGGCCUUUGUGAGGGCCUUCCUGAAGCGGAGCAUGCCUCGCAUGAGCCAGCAAGCGCAGGAGGACCACCUGCAGCGCAAGGCCGUCGUUCUAGAGUACUUCACUCACCGGAAGCGAAAGGAAAAGAAAAAGAAAGCUAAAGGCCUCUCUGCCAAGCAGAGGAGGGAGCUGCGGCUCUUUGACAUUAAACCAGAGCAACAGAGAUACAGUCUUUUUCUCCCUCUGCACGAACUCUGGAAACAGUACAUCCGGGAUCUGUGCAAUGGUCUCAAACCAGACACGCAACCACAGAUGAUUCAGGCCAAGCUUUUAAAGGCAGAUCUUCACGGUGCUAUUGUUUCAGUUACAAAAUCCAAAUGCCCCUCCUAUGUGGGCAUGACAGGAAUCCUUCUACAGGAAACAAAGCACGUUUUCAAAAUUAUCACUAAAGAAGACCGCCUAAAAGUUAUCCCCAAGCUAAACUGUGUGUUCACUGUGGAGAUCGAUGGCUUCAUUUCCUACAUUUAUGGGAGCAAAUUCCAGCUGCGUUCAAGUGAGCGGUCUGCAAAGAAGUUCAAAGCAAAGGGAACAAUUGACCUGUGAGCCCUUGCUGCCUGAGGGAGUUGUUUACGACAGCCAAAAACUGGAAAUAUCCUGAAUACCCAUCUUUCAGGGAAGAGAUGGUCAGGCCAGUUCUGGUUGUAGACCACCUCCAGCCAGUUUAAUUAUCUGGGAAGAAGCACACUGUACUAAGCACAGAAGUCAGCGGCCAGAGGGAUAUGUCUUUAUAGAUGCUCUUGUUUUUGUAUCACUCCCGUGGAGAGAAAAGAUCAGCAGAAAACACCAGGGUGAACACAGGUUGACUUGAGUAGUGGGUUUUUUUGGUUUUUCUUUUUGAUACUUUUCUGUUUUCAGAAUGUUCUGUGAUGAAUCAGUUCUUUAUGUAAUAAUAAAAUAUGCAUGUGGGCGUGA